AUGGCCGGCUUCGUCAACGCCCAGAACAAGGUCCCCGAGCACCAGCGCACCUACCAGGCUGCCUACCGAGCCCACACCCGCAUCUGGCGAAUCAACCCCCGAAGCACCGUCUUGUACGUGCCUUUCGUGUGGAUCAUGUGGGGAACCACUGGCGCUAUGAUGUACGCGAUGGGCCGCAAGGUUAUGGGCCACAACAGCUGGUUCGGAAAGGACUAG
Diaporthe citri is the source of this 216-nucleotide messenger RNA. RefSeq lists its product as uncharacterized. The record is from RefSeq and is a predicted model, not a curated record. Bases 1 to 216 code for a protein of 71 amino acids. The transcript has 4 exons. NCBI's taxonomy places the organism in Eukaryota, Fungi, Ascomycota, Sordariomycetes, Diaporthales, Diaporthaceae.